UCGCGCACAGAAGGCGCGGGGUGAGCUUGCGCGCUGUACUCUGUGGUUUGUACGUCACUCGUCACUCGUCAGUCGUACGCUCGUGUUUAUCGGAGCGGACGUGAGUUGCGCCGAUGUCCGAUAUAUUAAAAAAAUAUAUAUCGUAUUUGUUUUUUCAUGUUUUCCGUCUGUGACUAGCGAGAUAGCUGAGAUGAGAAUUUUUUUGUGAAGUGACCGGUCGGUAUAUUUUUUUUGUUGCAUUCGAUAUCGGGAAAGUGUUUUCCACCGCGUCCGUAGCGGGCGGGUUCUAGCCCGUAGUGUUGUCUCGGUGGAUGGUGGGACGCCAGGGGGCGCCGGGGCGCGGCCGGCGGCGCCGCUAGCAAAAUGUCGAUACCCCUCAACCGGGAGACUGUUCUACCCACGCAGGUGUGUGCUUCAUGAUUUUAUAACAAUUCGAUAAUUUGUAUGGCGCGUGCGUUGUACGACAAUAUAGCGGAGUCGCCGGACGAGUUGGCGUUCAGACGAGGCGACCUCCUCACAGUCCUGGAGCAGAACACUGGCGGCAGCGAGGGCUGGUGGCUCUGCUCGCUCAGAGGAAGACAGGGAAUAUGCCCCGGAAACAGGCUGCGUAUAGUGGCCGGGGUUUUCGACGCAAGUUCCGCUCUACAGAGGCGACGCACGCGCACCCCCGCCCCCGUCGCCCACCAACCACUCCCCUCACAACAGUCACCCGCCUUCACAAAAAUCGAGGAAUGCUCUCAUUACGAUGUCCCUCGGGCUCCCAUGCCGGUUCAACGUAUUAUCGGUACGUACGAUUGUCCCCGGUCGCAAGGGGACUGGUACGACGCCCCUCGUGCGCCGCGGCCGGCCAGUGCGGACUCCGCCUGCAGUGGCACGGGUUCCCUGACGUCGGCCACAUCCAGCGCCUCCGCCAACUCGGGCAGUUCAGCGAACUCAGCUUCCAGCACUUAUGAUGUACCCAGAUCCCGAGCCUUGCCGCUGCCGUGCGACGCCGCCAUGGAGGCCUUAGAACGGUUACAGGAGGAGGCGUCUACGGCAGUUUCCCGCCUGCUGUCCUAUGUCACACCGGGCUGGCGGCGGCGCGGGGCGUUGCGACCGCGCGUGCUAGACGUGCGUGUUGCGGGCGCUCGUCUGCGAGCAGCCUUACACGACCUCGCCGUGUUCGCUGACGCUACACUGGCCAACGCUCAUGAUGCACAAGACAAAGGUAUCGCAGUAAAGCUACGGCCACUAGUGAAGGCUUUAAAGGACGCCGAGCGGAUCACACACGAGGCCACCAGCGCGCUCGACGCCGGCGACUGGGCCCCGGAGCGGCUGGAGCGCGACAGGGAGCCCACGGACGGCACGCACGACGCGCUCGACCAGCUCGUCGCGUGUGCGCGCUCCCUCACCGAGGACGUGCGCCGAGCCGCGUCCUUCAUACACGGAAACGCCUCACUACUGUUCAGGCGUUCCGCGACAGUUCCUGAACACGAGUGGACUGAGGAGUACGAUUACGUGAGGUUGGAGUCUAGGAGCGCCGUUGGCCGGAGGAACGCCGAGAUCCGGGCAGCUCUGCCGGACAAACUCAGGGCCUCCUUCGACGCGCUCGUCCGCGACGCGGACCAUGCGGGCGAGGUGAGUGCUGUAGCAGCUGCAACCCGCCUUCCAGCGGAUGAUCGCCAGCUGGCCGCGUUCUACGCCGCGCAGACGGCUACGUACGGAGCGCACCUCUCGACCGCCGUGGAAGCCUUCCUCAGGACCAUCGACAUGGGACAACCGCCUGACGUGUUCCUCGCACACGGCAAGUUCGUGGUGCUCAGCGCGCACAGGAUCGUACACGUCGGGGACACCGUGCACAGGAGCGCUCAGCACUCGGGGCUGAAGUCAAAAAUACUAAGGUGUUCGGACGCACUAUCGGACUCGUUAGCGGCGACCGUGGCCAAAACUAAAGCGGCGGCGCUGCAGUUCCCUUGCGCGAGCGCGGUGGCCGAGAUGGCUGAGGCGGCGCGGACCUUGGCCGCCAGGGCGCAGGAGUUGAGACGAGCCCUAGUGAGAGCGGCCGAACCACCUCAAGACACACCCUCUACCACGGUGCCGCCGUCCUCCACCACGACACCUCUCACCCCACUCACGCCGCUCGCACCUCACCCCACCACCACCCUCCCCGUAUUAUAAACCGGCUACAGCGACUCCAUGUCCACAAGUUCCUCGCCCGGCUGCCUCGCUGAUGGCUGCAGUCGGUGUGACGGCUGUGUAGGUGAUCUAUUGUCACCCGUGAUUUUGUGUACUUAAUGUCAGCUCGCUCCACGGGCCUGCGGUCGGCCGCCGACGAGCCGGCGACGCUCGCGUGGACGGAACAUAACCAAAGAAAUCGAGUAACGGAUACGCGACUUGAAGGUAGACUGCCGAUUAGUCUAUAGCUAUGUAAAGUUUCUAAAGUAAACAAUGUUGCCAUAUACAAUAACGGGAGCUGCCAUUAGUUUAUUUGAAUUUUUGACUGUACGUUUUUAUUUCGGGAUGCUCAUUUGCCUUAGUGAGUUGAGUUGUCCGUCCAUUGAUAUACAAUAGCGCACAAUGUAAUGUUUUUUGUGUAAAAUGUGAGUCUUAUGUUGUGCGUCGUCGAGUGGCUGCGUGUCAUGUUCAAAACGGUACAAAUAAUCGUACGCGCUUGUACAUACCACUGACAUAUCCCUUAGGAGAAUUUGUUGAGAUUUUGUCAUUGUGAUGUCUGAGACUUCGGAUUCGAUAUUUGAAUGCGAUUGAAUUGUAAUGUUCCUCAAACGUUUUUUACGUGAUGAUGUAAUUAAUGAUGUAAGUUGUUUUAGAAGUUCAAUUACUGUGACUGAUUUUGGGAUAUUAAUUAAAUAGCUAUAUGGCUCAAUUAUAACGUAAAUUUGUCUUUUGUGAUUUUUUUUUUAUUAGAAUUUUAUGAUAUCGGCUUUAUCGAAAUUCCUUUGACACCGAACGAGUGGAUAUAAUUGACGGACGAAAGAAGAUAAAAGUUAUGCUUUUAUCUGUAACUAAAUGUUUAGAUGUACGUGUGAAUACAUCGCCUCGUGAUUGUUAAGACGAACGAAGUUUAAACAAAUAAGAAAUGUAAAAUAAGUGUUCGAUAAACUCGCCACAAGAAAUAAAUACCUCGACCAUCAAAACAAUGUAAAGUAAAUUAUAUAUAUAUGUAACAUUAAUUUGAAACGUAAAAUGCUGUUUAAAUAUAGUCCGUUAUGAGAUGUAUGUAACUGUUACGCAUUUAAACUGCCCUAGCGACGUCAGACGAGGCCCGUCCCAGAGACGAGCGCGCGUCGGUAACUUGUAUUUUAUGAAUAUAUUUCGCUGUAGUUUCGAUGAUAAGUAUUGUAUCAGUGUAAAAACAUGUUGUAUAUUAGCAAUGUGUAAUAUAUUUUCUAGAUGUGGCAGCGUAGCUAGGUUUAGACGGAAUUGUACAAAUAAUAAUUUUAUUAAUGACUUUAAAUUUAAUCAUCUUGUAAAACGCAAUUAAGUUAAUAAUAAAAAUUUCGUAUUUAA
Danaus plexippus (monarch butterfly) is the source of this 3507-nucleotide messenger RNA. It is a transcript of the gene p130CAS, whose product is annotated as breast cancer anti-estrogen resistance protein 1. Gene Ontology annotation, molecular function: protein binding. NCBI's taxonomy places the organism in Eukaryota, Metazoa, Arthropoda, Insecta, Lepidoptera, Nymphalidae. Gene Ontology annotation, cellular component: plasma membrane; cytoplasm. The record is from RefSeq and is a predicted model, not a curated record. The transcript is spliced from 10 exons. Bases 445 to 2157 code for a protein of 570 amino acids. Gene Ontology annotation, biological process: cell surface receptor protein tyrosine kinase signaling pathway; cell migration.